GGCGGCGGGGGCGGCAGCGGCGGCCCGCUGUACGGCCGCCUCGUGGCCGAGGACUCGCUCGCCGCCGCCGACAUCCAGGCCAUGCAGGCCUGCAUCCCGCGCUACUUCCGCGACCCCGCGCACGCGCCGCUGCGCAAGCUCUCCGUCGACCUGAUCAAGACCUACAAGCACAUCAACGAGGUGUACUACGCGAAGAAGAAACGACGGGCGCAGCAGACGCAGGGCGAUGACUCUUCGCACAAGAAGGAGCGCAAGCUGUACAACGACGGCUAUGAUGACGACAACCACGAUUACAUCAUCAAGAAUGGCGAGAAGUUCCUCGACCGCUAUGAGAUUGACUCUCUCAUUGGCAAGGGCUCAUUCGGACAGGUUGUCAAAGCGUAUGACCACGAGGAGCAGUGUCAAGUCGCCAUUAAAAUUAUUAAAAAUAAGAAGCCUUUCCUCAAUCAGGCACAGAUCGAGGUAAAGCUGCUGGAAAUGAUGAACAAAGCAGAUGCAGACAACAAGUAUUACAUAGUGAAACUGAAGAGGCACUUCAUGUGGCGCAACCACCUGUGCCUGGUGUUCGAGCUGCUGUCGUACAACCUAUACGACCUGCUACGGAACACAAACUUCCGCGGUGUGUCACUCAACCUGACGCGCAAGUUUGCGCAGCAGCUGUGCACGGCACUGCUUUUCCUGUCAACUCCGGAGCUCAACAUCAUCCACUGUGACCUCAAGCCGGAGAACAUCCUCCUGUGCAACCCCAAGAGGUCCGCCAUCAAGAUCGUGGACUUCGGCAGCUCGUGCCAGCUGGGCCAGAGGAUAUACCAGUACAUCCAGUCUCGGUUCUACCGGUCGCCCGAGGUGCUCCUAGGAAUCCCAUAUGACCUCGCCAUCGACAUGUGGAGCCUCGGUUGCAUUCUGGUCGAGAUGCACACUGGCGAGCCACUCUUCAGUGGAGCCAACGAGGUGGAUCAAAUGAACAAAAUCGUCGAAGUCCUGGGAAUGCCACCAAAACACCUCCUCGACCAGGCGCACAAAGCGCGCAAGUAUUUUGACAAACUGCCGGGCGACGGCAGCUACGUGCUACGUAGGCCGAAGGAUGGCCGCAAGUACCGGCCGCCAGGUUCACGCCGGCUACACGACGUGCUCGGCGUGGAGAACGGCGGGCCUGGGGGUCGGAGGCUCGGCGAGCCGGGCCACUCUGUCAGUGACUACCUCAAGUUCAAGGAUCUCAUCCUCCGUAUGCUGGACUUCGACCCGAAGACAAGAGUGACGCCGUACUACGCCCUGCAGCACAACUUCUUCAAGAGGACAGCUGACGAGGGCACCAACACGGGCGGCAGCGGGUCGGCGCCCAACACCGCAGGCGCGAGCAGCUCGGCGGUGUUCGUGCCGCCCCUAGCGGGACCCCCCGACCCCCACAGGCCCGCCCCGAGUCCUGGCAGCGGAGGCGGUCCGCAGCAAGGUGUCCGGGCACGGUCAGAUCCGGUGGCGUGUACAGGAGUGGGCGCACCGCCGGGACACCCUCACGUAGUCGCAGCGUGCCCUCCCACGCUGCAGCCGCCCCCGGCGCCCCUCCACCAGCAGCAGCAGCAGCAGCAGCAAGUGCUGCCGAUGGAGUGUGACGGUCCUCCGAUCUCGGGACCCCCUGCGGCGUCGGCGCUGCGCCACUACCAUCCCCGCCACCGUCGAGGCCCGCCGCCGCCUCCUUAUGCGCCCGGCGAGCCGCUGCAAGUCGUGCAGCAGCCACAGCCGCAGCAGCAGCAGGUGGCGGUGGCCUACCACCACCGGGGUGGCGGGUACAGCGCAGGCGUCGCAGCACCGGUGUCGGCGUACCACCGCGGGUUCGUCCCGGCAGCUCUGCCCCCUCCACCCGUCGCGCCUGUCCCGGGACCCGCCGCAGAUGACGCGCCGGACCGGGACGACAGCCCGAUGGUUGGCGUGUGCGUCCGGCAGAGCCCGGUCGCCAGCCAUUAACGGCUACUGCUUCUUAGUGCUCGGCCGCCUGCCGCUGCGGCGUAUAUAUUUUUUUUACCGUAGGAAAGAAAAACGGAACUGUAGUUUCCGGAGGACGCGUGCGCCCCGACUGUGGCGUGGGGGAAGGGGAGGGUGGACGAGUCGCUGUGGACUGUGCUCUCCGCCACUCUGUGACUGCAAAAUCGCCUCCCCCUUUUAUUUCCCCGACUUUUGUCCUUUAGGGAAGAAAUUUGCAGCACUGUGGUGACCCCGUAUCAUUUUCCUGGCCCACGUCUCGCGUCUGUCUCCCCUUCCGCAUCCUCGCCCUCGAAAGUCUGCGGACGUGCUUUCCUCGGUGUCGUCCUUCCUCGAUGUCCCCCUCCCUCCACCUCGCCUCUCCUCCUCCGACCGCUUAGCCUCGUCUCGGAAGUGGCUGACCGGCACCCCGUGGGUUGUGGGUGUCACUUCCUCGGGUUUUAUUUCUCCCGCUUUGCUUCCCGUCUCGGAGGGACGGCUGUGGCUCUUCACUUUUACUCGUUCCAUCCCAGAUCGACACCCGCACACUGUGCACUCACGAAUGGCCCGUUUCUGUGCUUGUGGUAAAAUUAUUGCAGGAGACUUGUAGGAGGAUGUGUAGAAGAGGAAAAUAUUAAUACAGCUUAUAAAAUGCCUCAUUACCUUCAGUGUAGGAAUAAUAAGUCAGGAAAAUGUCAAAGAAAGAAACUGUUACCCUUAUGUACUUGACAAAGGCUUUUAUAAACAAAUCAAACUACACACGCUUUAAUUUAUUCCUCGUUUUAAGUGAAGUAUAUUUAAACUUGCUCAGAAGCUUGAAGAAUAUAAUAGGUGUGUUCUGUUGUCUCUGUAGCUUGUGAAACUGGGAAGUGCAUUUGUGAUUUUUUUUGAGUGCCGCUGUACAGUUUAUUAACAGUUUUGUUAUGUAUACUUUGCUGUUCUACUGUUUAUGUCCUAUGCUCUACCUGCCCAUUUCCCAUUUUCCUCUCCAGUCUGCUUCUGGAAAACUCAGUUAAAAGCACAACAGGCAACUACAUUUACGAGGUCCUCACUGACGAAUUGUUGAGGUAGUCGAUUUCCCAAUUUAGUGCUUUUGUUAAGUACUGUACACAUUUUUUGGAUAAUUGCCACUGUCAACAAAGCGACUGAAUCUCCUUGUCAGAACAGAAAUGAAAUCGCAUGUAUGGAACAUUUCUCGACAAGGAAUGAACGCAUUUGGAUGUGAUUGAAUGCUGGACUCUGUUCAUUGUAUCUCAAAGCUGUCGCGACAUUUUUAACGUCAUGUCGUCUUCCAAAUCACUGUUUCCACACCCUGCAGAUCCAGAUCCAGGUUUCUUGUUCAUGUGUACUUAAGAAAAUUUACAGGCUCAGUGCUUUUGAAUUUUGACAUUUGUUUUUAGAGUGCCAUGAUAUGCAUUUGCAUGUUGGAAAUAAAGACAGAUUUAAGAGUUACUUUCAGUAUUACCUGUUUCACAGUACAGUUCUGUUUCAAUAUUCCUAAGCUUUUUGUGACUACCUAUCCAAUAAAUGUAUUUUACUCGGCCGGUGUCAUACUGUUGGCAGUUGUUAAAAGGACAUGUAUUUCGAGUCAUCUGUCUCUGUUGUUGUGUACUGUGUUCAUAGUGAUGAAAAGUUUGCUGAAGCACGGCAGACAUGAUAAAAAAGAAAAAUUGUCCAGAACAAUUAAUUAAGCAAGCAAUUGUGGGCAACAAAAUUAUUAAUAUGGGCAGACUGACCACUAUUGUAUGUGAAAUAAUGAACUGCUAUACAUCAGGAAACUGCAAGACAUAAGAAAUUGUGUUUCUCUAACAGAUAUUUUCCUGUCAUCUUUGGUUACCUUUGUAAUCUGUUGUAAAUGAACAUACAAUAUUGCCAAUGGAUACAAAGCUUUCACGUUCAAAAUAGGAAAAAGAAAUCCCAACUCAGUCCUAGCUCUUUCAGUUAGAACUGCACUGGUAGGCUGCAAACACAUUUGGAAUAUACUUUUAUGUUCUUAUUCUUGUUCAAAGUAAUAAAGUCAGAUGUUUUCUUAUAUUUUCAUAACAAUAUUUUCAAUAGCUGCAAAAGAUGCCUCUAUACCCCUACUGGUAGGAACUAGUAAGUUUAUGAAAUGUUUAUGCUCGGAGGAGGUCCUUUCUCUAAUUCCCUCUUACCAGAGGCAGAGAUUGCAAAUGACCAGUGGGAUUUCUUCACCAGAGUAAACUAUCCUUGAUACAUGAAAUAGGAUCAAUUUUGACUAUACCUAGUACUUGUGUAAGAUUUAUAAACAUUGUAUUCUGAUCAGACCUUUAUGGAUCAUUAGAGUAACAGUAAAUUCAGUGAAUUUGUAAUAUGGCUUCACAUUCACAACAAGUUUAAAAUUAGAAAGCUGUUGUAAUGGUACCAGUUAUGCAAAGUUAAACUUUGUUCGUGCUGGAUAGGUGUGUGAGGCUGUAAGGGGUACUCUCCAUGAGCUAGUAAAAACCUUCAGAAUGGUAGCAUCUAAGUUGGUAGCUUCACACUUUUACCAGUAUAGGUGAACAGAAUACAAAUGGCAGCAUGGUGUUCCCUUCAUUCCACAAAAUGACAAAUGAUAGGCAGAUUUUAUGGUGGAUGGUCAAGUGUGUCUUUCGUAACAAUUGAGAACUUCCUAUGUACAUCUAAUACAGAAAACCAGAAGUGGUAUAAGGAGAUGUAUGUAAUUGCAGGCAUAUCAGCUGUGAGAGCUGCUAGUGAUUGUGUUUCAGAGCUGUGCACAAUUGUCUGUGCCACAUUGCUAGAUUAGUUCGCAAUCUGAUCACUGUAGUAUCUGAAUUUUUGUUACUAAAAAGAAAAAAAUGCUUUUGUGUUUCAGAGCUGUGCACAAUUGUCUGUGCCACAUUGCUAGAUUAGUUCGCAAUCUGAUCACUGUAGUAUCUGAAUUUUUGUUACUAAAAAGAAAAAAAUGCUUUUGUAAACUAUUCAUCACUUUGACCAUGGUACUGCCAUACUGCUUUUUGGAAAACCUGCAAAAGUAACUCAGAGUUAUCUGCUGUGUGUAUUCAGAGGACAAAUGAUAAAUGAGCAGUUGUCCCUGUAGUUUGAAGAAGCACAGUUUGAUAUAUGUUGGCUAAUUUGUUAUGUAGCUUGUUGUAUAUGAUGCUGUCAGUUUUCUUUCUAAUGCUAGCCAAUAUUGUAAUAAUUAUUUUCUUGUGACAUUAUUGUAAUACAUACUGCUCUGUGCACAGCAGAGAAGUAACAGUAUAUGAAUGCUCUGCACAAGUUAUAAGCCACAUGAUAUAUUGUC
This is a messenger RNA of Schistocerca piceifrons (Central American locust), 5221 nucleotides long. It is a transcript of the gene mnb, whose product is annotated as serine/threonine-protein kinase minibrain. The record is from RefSeq and is a predicted model, not a curated record. Gene Ontology annotation, biological process: protein autophosphorylation; peptidyl-serine phosphorylation; peptidyl-threonine phosphorylation. The annotation marks the transcript as partial. The transcript is spliced from 8 exons. Gene Ontology annotation, cellular component: nucleus. Gene Ontology annotation, molecular function: transcription coactivator activity; ATP binding; protein serine/threonine/tyrosine kinase activity. NCBI's taxonomy places the organism in Eukaryota, Metazoa, Arthropoda, Insecta, Orthoptera, Acrididae.